UUGGGUCCCACGGACUUGAUCCAUUGUAGGAGAGAAUUGUCUUCCUACGUUGAUGUUCAUUGCUUUCUCACGUCAAUGCCGUCAAGAUUGGAACUUGCUUGUUUGUUAGCUGGAAAGAUGCCAGAUAUGGAAUCGAGGAUAUGAAUAUGAAUAACAAAAAAUCAGGAUGGAUAGUAACAUGUAUUUCAUCAUCAGCUCGAAUCUAGAAUCGAGGCUUUGAAGUGGUUCCACGUUUGUCCAGUCACUUUCCACCUUCAGGCACAAGUGCGAUGCCUCAGAUUUUGAUGCCUCAGAUUUUGACGAGUGCAUCCCAAUCAGGCGAUCUCAGGUGGAGAAAUGCAUCGCAAUCACGGCGUCUGGCGGGUUCAUAAACUGUCCUGCCCUGGCUCCAAUUCUUCAAUUUCUGAGAAAGAUAGAUUCAUGAGAAGAAAGGCCAAGAUUCGGUUUCUUUGUGGUUCCGAGUGUGAUCUGACGGAAACAUGACGGAAACGAAGGUCAUUUUCCAAAUGAUAAAUACGGGGAACGUGCUUCACGAAUCGCCCACGGUGACCUUCUGAGGGAGAAUGGGAGCAAGGGUCAACAAUUAAUAGUUAUUAACUCUGACCUUCAAGCUCGUCCCACUUCUCACCGUUGCUUUCCUCAUCCCUCCACGGUUCCGAGCGAGCAUUUGAGGUUGACCAACUUCGUCAUCCUUGCAGCAGGGCUACGACCCGUCUUUUCAAAUUUCUGCUUUUUGGCAGAAAGGACAGGGAGAAUUUUUUCCUCUGUGAGUGUUCCUGUUCCAGUGAAUCCACCGUGCAAGGGCCAAGUCUCACCUUCAUGUCUUUAAAAGCACUUUUAUUUAUAUUAUAUUACAUUAUUAAUAAUUUUCGUGCCUGGAGCUUUCCACUUCAUCAAUACGGAUCUAUUACAUGCUUUGGCGCUCUCCGGCACCCCAUAAGUGACCCAUUCUCCGAGUCCACGAUUGUCAGGUUCAGUGCGCUAGUCCAGCACGAGGAUUCAAUCAUUACCUUCUAAAAUAGUUCUGAACUCUUGUUCAGCAAAGAGAAUGGGAAGAAGAUAUUACCUUCCGGACCGUAGAUUAAUCCGCUCCACAGGAUCACAAUACAAACCGUAUGUGGUCAAAUUUUUGUCAACUCUAACGAGGGAGAAUCUCCAUGCCUCACGGUACGGUUGUCUCUUCUUCUUUAUCGAGUGCUGAAGAUUCCAGUUUCCCCGAAAGUGACUCUCACCAGUGAAUUGCACACAUGUCUUACAAUCUGUGUAACACAUGAGUUCUACAAUCUCUAGUGAAAGAAACUUUUGCAUUCCG
Marchantia polymorpha subsp. ruderalis is the source of this 1312-nucleotide messenger RNA. The record is from the annotation of a GenBank genome assembly. NCBI's taxonomy places the organism in Eukaryota, Viridiplantae, Streptophyta, Marchantiopsida, Marchantiales, Marchantiaceae.